AUGCCUGAAUGUAGUUAUACAAUGACAUCACGUGGAAAGUGUGAAUUAUGUCGAACACCAAUUGAUAUUAAAUAUCGUAAACAAGCAUCAGUACUAUUUAAUCAUUAUGUAAAAUAUCGCUUUAUUCAUGGUUAUGAAUCUAUAUUAAAUUGUCCAGUAACGAUUAGUACAAAAAAUUUAUUUAUGUUGCAACAUGUUUAUGCGGUCAAUUCAAUUAUUUUAGUAGAACUAUAUAAACAUUGA
Rotaria sp. Silwood2 is the source of this 243-nucleotide messenger RNA. NCBI's taxonomy places the organism in Eukaryota, Metazoa, Rotifera, Eurotatoria, Philodinida, Philodinidae. The record is from the annotation of a GenBank genome assembly.